Molecule: messenger RNA, 1116 nt
Organism: Cornus florida
Lineage: Eukaryota; Viridiplantae; Streptophyta; Magnoliopsida; Cornales; Cornaceae
Product: vegetative cell wall protein gp1-like
Exons: 1
Coding region: 1-1116 (371 amino acids)
Source: RefSeq, a predicted model, not a curated record
AUGGCAAAUCAGCAAGCACCAGCUCGUCCAUGGUUCCGAUCAGCUUCUAUGAAUCGCCCCCCAUCCCCAGCCCCUUUAGCGCAGGCUCAACCACCUGCUCACCAGCCAAGGCCACCAUUUGUCCGACCCACAUUAAGGCCACCCUCAGUAGCUCAGCCUCAAGCACCUGCCCAACCUCAUGCACCACCUGUUGCUGCUGCUCCUCCAGCUCACACUGCUUCGCCAUCACCACGACCACCUUCUCCUGUUGCUGCACCACCUCCUGCCACCACUUCUGUCCCAUCAUCUCCAAUCAUCAAAGUUUCCGCUUCUUCUUUGCCAACGUCUCCAGCACCAAAACCAUCACCAAAAUCCCCAGUUGUUCCUCCAGUUGCAUCCUCCUCUUCAACACCAUCAUCUCCUAACAAAAAAGUACUUUCAGCUUCUUCAUUGCCCGGUUCUCCAGCCCACAAAGUAAUGUCACCACCGGCACCACCUUCUAUCUCCGCCACUGCCGCUGCCGCCACUGUCAAUGCUCGUGCUGCAACACCAACAUCCUCCCCAAAAAUCAUCAACCCUUUGGCAAAAACCUCACCUCUAUCCCCCAAGAUGGAGCCCGUUUCUAGUAACCCACCAUCUCCUCUGGUCCUUCCUCCUGCACAAAUAAAGUUUGAAGGCAAACCCGAAACCAAGAUUCCAUCAAAAUCCGAGCAGAAAACUAUAAUUAUGCAAGAAACCUUUGAAGAACCUAAAGUGAUCAUACCCAACACCUCCAAUGAUAAGAAAGGUUUUUAUAAGACGUAUUCGGACUCCAAAGAUUUUGGGGUGAGAGUUAUAACAAUUGCAGGUGAAAACAGAGGUGCUAUUAUGGAAUUGGGCCAUCGUGGUCUGCUCAGAGAUGGUAAAAAAUCGGAAAGAAAUAGUAAUGAUGAAGGGAUCAACAUAAAGAUGGAGGACAAACCUGACAAAAUGGUGCGGCCAUUGAAGACUGCAUUCAUAAACAGCAACGUGCAGGGUGUGAACAAUUCCAUUCUCCUGGACAGUUCUUUCACUCACCGUGAUCCUGGUGUCCACCUCUCUCUCUCUAGUAAGGCCAACGGUGGCCGUGGAGCUCAUCUCAAGGACCAAAAUAAUUAG